GACAAGUUCGAGGUUAUCUUACAUCACUGUAAUGAAGUUCAUAAUGAACUGGGAUCAACCACAAGGGCCCUUCAGGAGAGCCUACACGUGCCAUAGGCCAAGGCACGAGGGAAAAGAUGAUAAAACUUCCGGAAACAGUCGGAAGAGAAACUCAAGUACCCUGGCCUGUGUAGAGACUGGUUGUGAGUGUAUGUGCGUGAGUGGCUGCCUGACUUGCUGCCGCUGCCCCUCUGCCGGACAUUGUCAGCAGAGCAACUUUGUGUCCUGGCCUGUGUGCAGACUGUGGACACUGUCAGGAGAGCAACUGGGUGUCCUGGCCUGGGUGCAGACAGUGGAUGCAGUCAAGAGGGAAACUUCAGUGUCCUGGCCUGUGUGCAGCCUGGCAAGUGAUGCAGUUAAGAUUUUGUGGACACUGUCGGGAGAGCAACUGGGUGCCCUGGCCUGGGAGAAGACUGGGGACUUUGUCAGCAGAGCAACUUUGUGUCCUGGCCUGUGUGCAGACUGUGGACACUGUCAGGAGAGCAACUGGGUGUCCUGGCCUGGGUGCAGACAGUGGAUGCAGUCAAGAGAAACUUCAGUGUCUGGCCUGUGUGCAGCCUGGCAAGUGAUGCAGUUAAGAUUUUGUGGACACAGUCAAGAGACCAGCUUGGGUAUCCUGGCAUGUGUUGAGGGGCUUUGUUCUUAG
This is a messenger RNA of Eriocheir sinensis (Chinese mitten crab), 685 nucleotides long. RefSeq lists its product as uncharacterized. The record is from RefSeq and is a predicted model, not a curated record. Lineage: Eukaryota; Metazoa; Arthropoda; Malacostraca; Decapoda; Varunidae. Bases 32 to 685 code for a protein of 217 amino acids. The transcript has 12 exons.